Molecule: messenger RNA, 1620 nt
Organism: Dissoconium aciculare CBS 342.82
Lineage: Eukaryota; Fungi; Ascomycota; Dothideomycetes; Mycosphaerellales; Dissoconiaceae
Product: C-24(28) sterol reductase
Exons: 2
Coding region: 1-1620 (539 amino acids)
Biological process (GO): ergosterol biosynthetic process
Cellular component (GO): endoplasmic reticulum membrane
Molecular function (GO): Delta24(24-1) sterol reductase activity
Source: RefSeq, a predicted model, not a curated record
AUGACCGUCACACGCUCGCAGACGGGCAAGACCCCUCGCAAAUCUGCCCUUCCCGAAGGCUUUGUCGAGACUCCCGGCACCAAACGCCGCUCCACUCGUAAAUCCGAGGCUGCUCCUCUCGAAGACUCACCCGACAUCGAUUACGAGAAACCCUCAAAGAGCAAUGGACACGGCAAUGGUUCAGCAAAGAACAAGGACAAGAAGCCUCGCAUCAUCGAUGGCUGGGCUGAAGGUUCGGAUCCCAAGAUCGACCUGAGCCCGACCUUUGACUUUGGUGGUUCUUUCGGUGUCACCGCCAUGAUGUUGGGCUUCCCGACGCUGAUGUGGUAUAUGUGGAUCGGUGCGGUCUACUACAAUGGAAAGAUUCCCUCCGAGCCAGGUCUCAGCUGGCCGGACUUCCUCAAACACUUGGUGAACCUCGCAUAUGUCGGAGCAUUCCCUCAUGCCAAAGCCUGGGCGAUCUACUGGGUCUUCUUCGUCGUGCAGAUGGUCCUUUACUUGUUCAUGCCAGGCGUGUACUCGAAGGGCAAACCGCUCCCGCACGAAGGCGGAAAGCAAUUGCUAUAUUACUGCAACGGUGUCACCAGCUUCUAUUUCACCAUCUUCCUCGCAGGAGUCUUGCACUUCACCGGACUCUUCAAGCUGUACACUCUCAUCGACGAGUUUGGCCCGUUGAUGAGCGUCGCCAUCAUCUCCGGUUUCCUCGUCAGCAUCGUUGCCUACGUCUCGGCCCUCGCACGUGGCGCUCAGCACCGCAUGACUGGAUACCACGUCUACGACUUCUUCAUGGGCGCCGAGUUGAACCCGCGUAUGUUCAAGUGGUUGGACUUCAAGAUGUUCUUCGAGGUCCGUCUACCAUGGUACAUUCUCUUCCUCAUCACUCUCUCUGCCGCAGCCCGGCAAUGGGAGCGAUACGGCUACGUGACUGGUGAGGUCGGUUUCCUGCUUAUGGCUCACUUCCUCUACGCCAACGCUUGCGGCAAAGGUGAAGAGAUGAUCACCAUCACAUGGGACAUGUACUACGAGAAAUGGGGUUUCAUGUUGAUCUUCUGGAACAUGGCGGGUGUGCCGCUCAGCUACUGCCACUGCACCGUGUACCUGGCCAACCACCAUCCCAGCGAAUAUGCCUGGCCGAAGCCCGUCCUCGUGUUCCUGUACGCUUCCUACCUUUUCAUGUACUGGGCCUGGGAUACCGCCAACAGCCAAAAGAACCACUUCCGUGCGCAAGAAAAGGGCUACGAUCAAGAGCGCAAGACAUUCCCUCAACUUCCAUGGCGCGCGAUCGACAACGCUGAGCACAUCAAGACCGACACUGGCGAUAGCAUCCUGGUCGAUGGAUGGUUCAAGUACGUGCGCAAGAUGCAUUACACCUGUGACAUGUAUUUCGCGCUUUGCUGGGCGUUGAUCACUGGCUUCUCGAGUCCGUACCCUUGGUUCUAUCCCGUUUUCUUCGCGGCGAUGAUCGUGCAUCGCGCUAUGCGGGAUAUCGAGAGAUGUCGGGAGAAGUAUGGUGCUAGCUGGACUGAGUAUGAGAAGAGGGUGCCGUAUUUGUUCAUUCCAGUAAGUAUUUGGUUCCCUCCUUCCCCUGGUCUUCCCAAAUUCCUUUCAAAUUCGAGGUGA